Messenger RNA from Pecten maximus, 2652 nucleotides. Its product is annotated as basic proline-rich protein-like. The record is from RefSeq and is a predicted model, not a curated record. NCBI's taxonomy places the organism in Eukaryota, Metazoa, Mollusca, Bivalvia, Pectinida, Pectinidae. The transcript is spliced from 3 exons. Bases 1 to 2652 code for a protein of 883 amino acids.
AUGGCGGACAAAAACAGCCAGGAUCACGUGAUGACGGUUGUCUACGGCGGACAAAAACAGCCAGGAUCAUGUGAUGAAGGCUGUCCAAUGAACAUCAGACAUUGUCAUGUGAAGACGAAUGUCAUUGGGGUCAACAGCAGUCAGGGUCACACGAGGACGAGAGCUCCACAUUCACCCCCACGCCACGGCUGCCCUCUCGCCCCUCCCACGGUCCGCCCGCGCAGUGACGCCACGGCCGCCGCGCGCAGGACGCGCCACGGCCCCCGCCCACCGCCACGCCCCGCGCGCGGACCGCCACGGCCGCUGCGCCGGCCACGCCACGCCGCCCGGCGCAACGCGCCACGGCCGCCCGCGCCGACGCCACUCCGCCCGCGCCCGGACGCGCCACGGCCGCCCGCGCGCAGGACGCGCCACGGCCGUCCGCGCGCCGACCGCCACCCUCCCGCGCGCAGGACUGCCAGGCUCGCGCAGUACGCGCCCGGCCCCCGCGCCUCCGCCACGGCCCCCGCGCAGGCACUGCCACUCCGCCCGUCCAUGACGCCCACUUGCCGCCCGUCCUGCACGCCCUCCCGCCCGCGACGCCCACCUCCUCGCCUACCUACUCGCACGUCCCCACUCGCCAUACCCCACCCCCUUAUCAUCACUUCCCCUUCUCCCCCCUCCCUUAACUCUCCCUUCCCCCUUCUCAACCCACUUCCCCCUCCUUACUUCCACUCCUCCUCGCAAACCCCACGCCGUCCGUCGCAGACGCGCCGGCCCCGCCGCUACCCCCGACGCCGAAUCAGCGCCGCUAACGCCCCCGCUGCCGACCGCCCUCCCCAGGCCCCCCGACGCGCCACGGCCGCCGCGCACGCCACUGCGCCCGUCUCUCCGCGCCGACCGCCUCCCUCUUCCCCCCGCCACCCCCUCCCCUCUCCACUCCUCCGCUCCGCUCACCAAUCCACUUCCCCCGCCCCUUACCUCCUUCCUGCCUCUCCUUCCAUCCACCUCCCUCCUCGUACCCCACUUCCUCCCCUCCGCACCCUUCCUCCCCCCAUACCAGCACUUCCGCCGCCUCGCCGCCACGCCCCUGCCAUUCCACUCCCCCGCGCGCUCGCUACGCCAGGCCCCGCGCCAGACGCGCCACGGCCGCCGCGCGCAGGACCGCCACCCGCCCGCGUCGCCGUACCGCCACGGCCGCGCGCGCAGCCCCGGCCGCCCCUCGCAGACGCGCCACCCGCCCGCGCCGACCGCCACGGCCCCGCGCCUCCACCCACGUCGCCCGCCGCAGACGCGCCAGCCGCCCGCCGCCUGCCACGCCACGGCGCCCGCCUCGACCGCCACGGCCGCCCGCGCGCGGACGCCACGGCCGCCCGCGCUGCAGGACGGCCACGGCCGCCCGCGCGCGGACGCGCCACGGCCGCCGCGCGCCGGACUGCCACGGCCCCGCGCGCAGGCGCCACGCCCGCGCAGCCACGGCCGCCCGCGCGCGACGCGCCACGGCCGCCCGCGCGCCGGACGCGCCACGGCCGCCCGCGGCAGACGCCACGCCGCCGCGCGCCGUACGGCCACGCCGCCCGCGCGCAGGACCCCACGGCCGCCGCGCGCAGGACCGCCACGGCGCCGCGCGCAGGACGCGCCACGGCCGCCGCGCGCAGGACGCCACGGCCGCCCGCGCGCAGGACGCAGGGCCGCCCGCGCGCAGUGACGCCCACGGCCGCCCGCGAGCGCGGACGGCCACGGCGCCGCUGCGCGGACGCCACGGCCGCCCGCGCGCCGGCCACGCCACGGCCCCGCGCGCAGGCGCGGCCACGGCCGCCGCGCGCAGCCAGCCACGGCCGCCGCGCGCAGGCACGCGCCACGGCCGCCCGCGCGCCAGGACGCGCCACGGCCGCCCGCGCGCUAGGACGCGCCACGGCCGCCCGCGAGGCGCGACGCGCGCCCGCGCGCAGGACGCGCCACGGCGCCGCGCGCGGCCACGCCCACGCCGCCCGCGCGCCGGACGCGCCACGGCCGCCCGCGCGCCGACGCGCCACGGCCGCCCGCGCGCGGACCGCACGGCCCCCCGGGCGCGUCAGGGCGCGCGCACGGCCGCCCGCGCGCAGGGACGCGCCACGGCCGCCCGCGGCCAGGACGCGCCACGGCCGCCCGCGGAGCACGCUGCCACGGCGCCCGCAGGCAGCGCCACGCCUCCCGCCGCGGACGCCCACGGCCGCCGCGCGCCGGACGCGCCACGGCCGCCCGCGCGCCGGACGCGCCACGGCCGCCCGCGUCCGGACGCCCACGGCCGCCGCGCGCAGCACGCCACGCCGCCCGCGCGCAGGACGCGCCAAGGCCGCCCGCGCGCGGAACGCCACGGCCGCCCGCGCGCCGACGCGCCACGGCCGCCCCGCGCGCACGGAACUCUCCACUGCCUCGCGCGCCACCUCGCAGGACGCUCCAGGGUGUUUCUGCCGUCCGCCCUGCUCAUUACUCUCCACUGCCUCCUCCUCUCCUCCACGCCACGUCCUCCCGCUUCUCAUUAUCUCCACUUCCUCCCGCUCUCCUUACUCUCCACUUCCUCCCUCUCUCCUUACUCUCCACUUCCUCCCUCUCUCAUUACUCGCCACCCACUUCCUUCCCUCAUGCUCAUUGCUCUCCACUUCCCUCCCUCUCUUCCUUACGCUCCACUAG